AUGGCGCCUACCAAUCAACCAUUUACUUUGUGUUCAAUUCUUGAGAAAGAUAAGUUGAAUGGAACAAACUAUGCGGAUUGGAUCCGCAGCCUGAGAAUUGUUCUCAGGGCUGAGAAAAAGGAAGAUAUUCUAGACACCCCAUUACCUAUAGAGCCUACUGAUAAUGCACCUGCUACUGAGAAAAACGCUUACAAGAAGGCAUGUGAUGCUGAUCUUGAAACUCAAGCCAGGACUGAAAGAUUCAAUGUCUCAAAGGCUUUUGUUGAAACCAAGCUAGCAGAGGGCACAGCAGUAGGGCCACAUGUGAUCAAGAUGGUUGGUUACACUCAGAGGUUGGAGAAGCUGGGCUUCCCAAUUGGCCCAGAAUUGGCUACUGAUUUCAUUCUCGCGUCUCUUCCACCUAGCUAUGGGAACUUCAUCUCGAACUACCAUAUGCAUGGAGCGGAAAAGGGCUUGAAUGAAUUGUGUGGCAUGCUUAAAACUGCAAAGGCUGAUAUCAAGAAAGGUGCUGGCAGUAGCCAUGUGAUGGCGGUCCAAAAUAAGCCCCGAUUUAAAAAGAGGGGCAAUUCUUGGAAGAAGAAGAAGGGCAAGGCUAAAGGUGAGGCUAAAGGUGAGAACUCCAAGCCAAACCCACCUGCACCCAAGGCUGGACCAACUGCUGACACUGAAUGCUAUCAUUGUAAGGGGAAAGGUCACUGGAAGAGGAACUGCAAGCUGUACUUAGAAUCCAUGAAGGAUAGCGGAGGUCAUAUAAGUGAGAAUCGCAUGAAGAGGCUCCAUGCUGAUGGGCUUUUAACUUCGUUUGAUUUUGAGUCAUACGAGACAUGUGAGGCUUGUUUGCUAGGGAAGAUGACCAAGGCGCCUUUCACAGGAUAUUACUUUUACAACCGAUCAGAGGGCAAAGUGUUUGUUGCUCAGAACGGUAUUUUCUUAGAGAAAGAAUUUCUCAAAAGAGAGAAAAGUGGACAGAAGGUGUAUCUUGAAGAAGUUCAAGAUGAGCAAAUAGGGAAGGACUCUACGAGUGAUGCUAAUGUAGCAGAACAAGUUGAGAUACCCGUGGCAGUAGAGGCACCGCCACAACCAUGA
This is a messenger RNA of Miscanthus lutarioriparius, 1086 nucleotides long. The record is from the annotation of a GenBank genome assembly. NCBI's taxonomy places the organism in Eukaryota, Viridiplantae, Streptophyta, Magnoliopsida, Poales, Poaceae.